Rhizoctonia solani is the source of this 1386-nucleotide messenger RNA. RefSeq names its product SWR1-complex protein 4. Gene Ontology annotation, biological process: DNA repair; negative regulation of transcription by RNA polymerase II; chromatin remodeling. NCBI's taxonomy places the organism in Eukaryota, Fungi, Basidiomycota, Agaricomycetes, Cantharellales, Ceratobasidiaceae. The transcript has 7 exons. Gene Ontology annotation, cellular component: Swr1 complex; NuA4 histone acetyltransferase complex. The coding region runs from base 1 to 1386 and encodes 461 amino acids. The record is from RefSeq and is a predicted model, not a curated record. Gene Ontology annotation, molecular function: transcription corepressor activity.
AUGGCUUCUUCUGCUGACGUUCGAGACAUAUUGUCGCUCCCCGCCAGCUCUUCUGGUCUUAUGCCAGCAGCAAAGAAGAUUGUUGCAAGUGGGCCUUCUAGGAAACCUGAUGGAAUAUCCCGCGAGGUGUAUGCCCUUAUUGGAGACAAUUCUCCGACACUCGUUCAAAACUAUGCCGCACCGAAACUGAAGCAAAAACCAACUUUUGGAAGGUCCCAAGCGGAGAAGCCAAAAGAGGAGGAGAAACCGGCUACUAAAUGGGAAUGGCGUGAAUUUUCAAACGGAGCAAGAACGGAUGGCUUGAAACUCAAGCAUUGGACGAAGAUCUCUCCUGAGAGGAAACCGAUUCAAUUUGAAAAGUAUAAUGUUACCCCGACGAUAUACACUUAUUCAACUGACGAGUACAAUAAACUUCUUCAAGACCCGGAUUGGUCUCGUGAAGAGACAGACUACCUAUUCCAAAUAGCGCGCGAGUACGAUGUUCGUUUCUUUGUUAUACCGAGAGACGACUCGAAAGAGUAUCUCAAGGGACUAUUCAACCGCACACCCGCCCAAAUCGCUGAGGAGGAAGCGCUUUACAUUGAGAUGAAACGCCUGCAACAAAAUGAAGCCCGUUUUGCAAGAGACAGGGAAGAGAUUUUGCGCACUCUGGGUGGCUUGGACUCGGGCCUUGCAAACUUGAAUGUCGAUCCAGAUUACUUCGUCACAGGCCCGGGAAGCAUAACCGCCAGUACAGUAACUCAAGAAAAGAAGAAGAAGCGAAGAGAUACGAGUGUUAGCGCGAGCGGAAUGGACUUGGAUACUCCUGGGACACCUGGAAGUAACAGUCUGGCAUUGAUGGGUCUCGGACCUGCGAACAAGGUGAGAAAGACGGACGCCAAGCAGGCUGCGAGCGACCUCUUGAACUGCGUCACUCGCCUCGAUCCACCUACGAACCCAACCAAAUCAGGCCAUGUUGCCGCGCACGCAAGGUCCUCACGGAUCCCUACCGUCCGAGUCUCGUCUGGCAUUCAUGCCAUCAUUGGUGAACUCGGCCUCUCCCACGACAGACUUGUCAUGCCCACUCGAGCCAACAUCGAGAAGAUUGAGAGCCUGCAACAGGCCGCGAUGGGUUUGGUGGAAGUUAAGCGCGCACACGACCGCACUAAACACGAACUCUCGGUACUCAAAGGGAGACUCGAACAGCUUCAAAAUGGAGGGGAAGAUGCUGAACGAGAAGACUCGACUGGGCCGAAUACCAAAAAGGGUAGGAGUCGGACACCAGGCGAGAAACAGCGAAAACGCUCUGUGUCUGUUUCGUCCUCUGGUACUGCUGCCACCCACGCCACCCGAGGAGGUAAUACCAAGCGACAACGCAAAGAUAGUAGCAUGCUUCCACCCACAUGA